AUACCGCGUGACUGCGCACGCAUGAUUCGAAUAUUUUCCACGGGAACGAGUACGUGCGCGCACCCGUAUUCUUUGUGUGGAAGCGUAGAGAAGCGCCAAAAGAGUGGCCAUGGCUGAUGAAAAACCAAAGGAAUCAGUCAAGACAGAAAACAACGAACACAUAAACCUGAAGGUAGCGGGUCAGGAUGGAUCUAUAGUGCAGUUCAAGAUCAAAAGACACACGCAGCUCAUCAAACUCAUGAAGGCCUACUGCGACAGACAGGGACUUUCAAUGAGGCAAAUCAGGUUCAGAUUUGAUGGGCAGCCAAUAAAUGAGACGGAUACACCAUCUCAGUUGGAAAUGGAAGAUGAAGAUACAAUUGACGUUUUUCAACAACAGACUGGAGGACUCAUUUAAUCAACUGCAUGCUUCGCUAUUUUCCUUUCUAAACACUAUCAGCCUUCCCGGCCUGUGAUAAACAGUGGGCCGCUUCUUCUCGUCUCAACAGAUUUCUGUGCAGAAGAGUUGGUUCUUUCUCUGCAGCACACACACACACACACACAAAUGCUGGAUAGUAUUUUCAUUAUCGCCAUAGUUGCUGUUCUGAUUUUUGUACAUAGACCACACCCAGGGUUUGUUUGUCCACGCUUUGUUGUGGUGGAUGUUAAGGACUUGCUCUUGAAGGGCUGCAGCGAGGCUUAACUGAGCGAAUGUUGUUGGUCUUGGCUUGGUAAGUGUCCAGAGUAUCUGUUCUUAAAAUGCAUUUUAAUCCUUUAGCGAACAGCGUACCCACUUUGGGAAUGGGGCUACAUUCUCAUUUGGUUUCUGUUAGAAGAAAGAAGACUAUUUGAUUUUAUAAAUGUUCAUUAAGUAGAGGAUGCGUAAAGAAAUGUUUCAUUAAUACUUUGACGUUGAAGUGAUGUUGGGCUAUUUUUCUUCCAUAACGUGUCUUUGCUGAAGCUUGUGGAAACCUAAAAAAAAAACAUUUAGCAUUUUUACACUGUUUAUUUGGGAUUCCUCAAAUCCUCAAAAGUUAGCAAAAGCUAAGGUCUCCUUUGCAUAUUUAAACCGUAACAUUGUAAUAAUGUUUUAACCUAUUAACCUGUAUUGUCUUUAAGAUGUAAGGAAUUGUACAAUACAUGUCUUUAAAGGCAGUCUUCUUUAAAUUAGUUUUUUCCUCAUUGAGUGAAACAUAAAUCUCCACCUCAGGAUCACUUACUGACCUCAAAGUUGCCACUUCCAUUCCUAUUGGUUUUUUCAACAGAGAUGACAGUAUUUUCUGAUUUAUAGAGGGAUGCAAAGGGAUAUCAAAAUGUCCCUUUGUAAAAACCUUGAACUCUAACAUGUCUGGAGGAAAAGAUUCUUGUUUUAUUUUGUAAUAUUCAAACUUCUCUCCAGGAAAUGUAAGCAAAUGAUUACAUAUUUAUUAUAAUACUGCCUCAUUUGCAUAUAAAAAAACGAAUGUUCUGGAAAACUUGUAAUGCAAAGAAAUGAUUGCCUUAAUAUAAAUAAUCAACUGUUUCCUGAUGAUAUUAGUCACACAUUUUACCGUAUUAACCUGGGGUUUCUCCCCUUUAAGGCAUAUGUGUAUUGUCUAUUGAGAUGCUUAUUCAAAUAAAGCUAUUGUCUU
Molecule: messenger RNA, 1610 nt
Organism: Pungitius pungitius (ninespine stickleback)
Lineage: Eukaryota; Metazoa; Chordata; Actinopteri; Perciformes; Gasterosteidae
Product: small ubiquitin-related modifier 2-like
Exons: 4
Coding region: 110-397 (95 amino acids)
Biological process (GO): protein sumoylation
Cellular component (GO): nucleus
Molecular function (GO): protein tag activity; ubiquitin-like protein ligase binding
Source: RefSeq, a predicted model, not a curated record